Messenger RNA from Penicillium maclennaniae, 363 nucleotides. RefSeq names its product TVP15 family protein. The record is from RefSeq and is a predicted model, not a curated record. Gene Ontology annotation, cellular component: Golgi membrane. The transcript is spliced from 4 exons. Gene Ontology annotation, biological process: vesicle-mediated transport. NCBI's taxonomy places the organism in Eukaryota, Fungi, Ascomycota, Eurotiomycetes, Eurotiales, Aspergillaceae. Bases 1 to 363 code for a protein of 120 amino acids.
AUGGACUUCUCCAACAUCUUCCGCCUCGUCAACAUCGCGAUCGGUGUGGUUAUGGUGCUUGGCGGUAUUAGCCAGUUCUUCCCUGCCUCCAUGAGCUCUAUCAUUGUCGGCAUAUACUUCAUGCCCAACGUUCCCGACUACGCCUACCGCUACGCCUCGUUCCUGUUCUCUUUCCUCGGCCGCGGUGUCUUCUACAUUUUCGUCGGCUGCAUCAUCCUCCACGGACACGUUCUGCGGGAGAUUGCUGCCUCUAUCAUUGGCAUCACCGGUAUCGCCUAUCUUGUCCUCGAGUUCAUUCCCUCUAUCGAGCCUCCCUCCAACAUGCGCGAGUCGGACCAGGGUUGGGGCGCCGAGCAGGUCUAA